CCACGCGACGGUAACUGGGGUGCUUCAAAGGUUGCAACCUAACUUUAUAGCACCCUAGGAUUGGCUGGUCUUUGCAGUUUCAUUCCCCAGUGCUGUUGUAUAAUUUCAAAGUUCAGUUCCAAUUGCGCCCUCUACAACUCUGAAAGUAAUACCCAGUAGCAUUUUGUCACUUUCUUUUUUAUUCUUAUGUAUUCUCAACGAAGAAGAGAAGCGAGAGAAACAGGAAGUUAAGCUAUGGAGUUCAUUAGGCUAAUUUGGUGUUACCUUUCGGUGCAAAUUAAAAACACUCGAAUGAAAGACUAUUGGCAUUGUUGUUUAAAUCUGGCCAUUUAGAGAGAAUUAAAUUAGGAAUUCCGCUCGCCCUUCCAUGAGUCCCUGUGCGUAACAACAAUAUUUAAAUUGCGGGCUAUAUUUCGCUACUCAUGUUUGCGCACUGUCAAUAUACCGAAAUUAUUCCCACUUUUCUCCCCUUAAUAUCCAUUGUGGAAAUUAUAGUCCCAAGUAUAUAACACAUCAAAUCAAGCGAGAAGUUCUCCUGUUUGUUUUCUUACCAACAGAGCUGGUAUAGUCGACAAAGUGAGACUUGCUCGUAGUUUGGCAAAAUUGACCUCCUUCCCAAUAGCUUUUCCUCGCAGUGAAUCACUGGUUGGCCUAAUUUUUAGACAUUCUCAUUCAAAAACAGUAUUAUCUUAUUAUCUUGAUUUUUAAUCCAUGUACUCGAAUUCAGGGUUAUUUAUUGAAUAUUCUUCAAUUCUCCGAAUCAAAAGAUUUUUGAGCCCUGCACGGAUUGAAUGUUAGUUAACCAAGUACGCUAUUACUAUGACUUCCUCUGCAACUAAUUAUUACUACACACGAAACUACUUCUACUUGGACACCACACCUCUCCUCGUUGUCUUGUGUCUGACACUGUGGACGGGGUUUGACGUGGUGGAGGGACGCGUAGCGGAUAGGAACUGCCAGUCUGGAUUCUACUAUGACCCCUUUGCGGCAGUAUGCCAGAGAUGCUCGGCAUGUCCGCCUGGCCAGGAGCCCCGCGAGCGUUGCUCAGGCUACACUACUUCACAGACAGAAUGCAGCACUUGUCCGAUGGGCACCUACAGUGGGGAGUGGAGCAAAGAGGGUUGCAAGAGGAAAAAGAAGUGUGUCCACCUCGGGUUUCCUACUCUUUCCAUAGGAAACACCACCCACGACGCCGUCUGCGACACCAAGUGUCUGCCAGGCCAUUACCGGUUUGUCAAGCCGGGCGGGGUUGAUAGCUUGUGUAUACAGUGCAAGAAAGACUCCCCCAUAGCCCAAUGCGCAGAGUGGUUGAAAGAGCAGAAGACCAAUGAAGGGGGUGGACUUGAAGGUGCGAAUAUCUCCAAUUCAUCGUCAGGAGAUGCCGAUGGAAGCAGAGGCGACUUAGACGAAACCGGGGUCGAGUUACCAGAAGCAGGAGGCAUGGACAAAAAGAGUCUGGGUCUGAUUGCGGGAGUGGUAACGUCAUCAGUGGUGAUCUCGGCCGUCUUCGUCGGUCUCAUCCUGUGCUGCGUGUGUCGUCGCAACAGAGGCCACCACAGGUCGCCAGGCAGAGGAGAGGGGGGAAGCAGUAGUAGCAGAAGACAGAGUAGUAUAAAGCAUCAGCAGACAACGAACGUGGUGGGAGUGGGGGGUUCCUCGGGUGCAUUCUGUUUCGGACGGAGCAAGAGACACAGCUACUCUGGGGGUCAGAGAGCAGACCAGAACUCCAUGUCAGACUACGAAAUGAACCCGCACUGCUCCUGUUGUUGUCUGAGCCUGAGAUGGAAGCCCUUCAAACGAACUGAAGACUCCUCAAAUACAGACUACUGUAUCAAAGAUAACUCCUUUGUGUUCAAAAACGGAAAGUCUCUGGAACUCAGUGACUUCAACCAAUACCCAAUUGGUAGCGAAAAACUGUCCCCCAAUUGCGAUAUCUACGGGUCCAUCCAUGGCUGCUCCAGGAAAACUGCCUCAAAUAAGAGCAACACAUCGCAGCCUAGUACUCUCAAGUCUCUCCAGAAUCAGAAGAUAUCCCAACUGAAUCCAAUUGAAGACUUCAUCCCGGGCGCGCAUGAGUACGCACCCCAGAGCAACUCAACUUUGAAGAAUCCCCAGUCUAUGGAGACAUCUAUGGACGGGGCAGAAUUCGCAGCUAGUCGCGACACUGGACCUAGAACAGUUGCGGGCACCAUUCAACCAGACCUAGAGCAAGCCUAUUUGCCCGCUACAGGAAACGCAAGACUUAGCAGACAGGGGUCUGAGAAGCGGAGGGAACAGGAGAGGAUAGAGAGGGCUCAGGAGUGUGUGUAUAAACUGCGCCACGUCUCCCCAGUCCGACUGAGGAGUGCCUCCGAAACCAUCUUCGGAACCAACUCGGGCAAAGAGGCCAUCCUAGAUCUGCUUCAGACCAAGGAACCCGAGGAGGUGCUGGCUUUGAAGAUAGAACUGAUCAGUCAAAUUUAUGAAAAUCUGAGACUGAGUGACCUGUCUGCGGACAUAGUGAAGGAGAUGACGACGGAGAUGGAGAAGCUGAGUCAGUUGGUUUCCCUCAAUCUCGGCAGGGCUUUCAUAGACACAUUCGACCUCAAGAUCAAGGCCAAGUCAGUGACUUGUGCCCAGCUGCUGGCCAAGACGUUCAAGCACAGGGGGCAACACAUCUCAGUCCCCCAGUUCCUGAACUUCCUGCACCAGUUCGGAGACAGAUUAGUGGCAGAGGCUAACUGCGACCUCCUCAUUAGAUGGUACCGUCACGAGACAUCCAGACAUCGAAUGAGUGGCAACCAGAUGCUCCAGGGUCAACAUGCCUCACUCGUGGCAGGCUUCUCUCAGGCACACCACCCGACCUCCCUGCCUCUCUCGGGACACUACAGCAUGCAGCCGGGCUAUGGGACCCCUGGAGUAUCCAAGAACAGACACCAGAUGAUCGCACCCAUGGCCAGGCACUCACUCGCCGUACCAACAAAUGUACAGAUUCAACCUUUCACUGCACAACAACAGAACCAAAGCAUCACUUCAGGAAUUCCAAACAGCCACUUAAUGACUGCAAAUGAAGGCGACAGGAAGUACAACUCAAUGCAGAAUCCACAUUCACUGCACCAAAGUCAGAAUGCUCAAGUGAACAAUUUCCAACUGAACUACAAUUACCCUCUGAACGUUCUCCCGAAUAACACAGCUGUUGCUGCACAUUACAACACAGGUGUGAGCAACGAAGUUCAAGGAGCCAACUUUGCUCACCCGGGAUUCAGAGGUCAGAACGGUUCAAUGCAGCAGCAGAUUAAUGCACAACAAGUAGUGCCGAGGCGACAGCCUCAGCAGAGAUUCAUGCCUCAAGAAGAGGUCAAUUCGGAGUGCGGAGAAGACGAUGUGUUUGCAUGAAAAUAAAACAUGCAAAAUUUGAAGUGAAAGGAAUUGGAUGAAAGAACUCUGUCGCGAUGUUUUGAAUACAGUUCUGAGUUAUCAUUUUGUUUCUGAUGUUCAGUGGCUGUGUAUUGUCGUUGAACUACACAUUUUCCCGCGUUAAAGCUGCCUGCCUUUCAUGUGAUUAUAAGCAUGGAUUAAAAGUUGCAAAUGAUUUGAGCUGAUGUCGAAAAUGUCUAAAGGGCAAGGUGGCUUUUAUUUUUAUAAUAUGAAGGUGUAUCUCAAUGAUGUGGUGACAAUUUGAAUGGUGCUGUACACAUUUUGUGCACAAUUAGCAUUUUUAACUAUCUCACUAUUUUAAAUCGAUGCUUUCACAGAAUAUUCCUCUAUUAAAUCUUCUUUUAGUUAUGAACGAUGGCCGUAUUUAUGGCCUGUUCACAAUAUUCGUCGUUUAAUGGAACAUAUGAUCAAAUAUUUCUGUCGUGUUCUGCCAUUCGGUUAUUUUGUGCUAUUUUAAUACUCUAUCGUGCCUUUAUAUAUUCGUCCAAGAGAACCUGAUUUGUUAUAAUUAUAUUUUGUCAAACACUAUUAUCGUUUGUAUAAAAGCUUUGCAACGUCACAUGCGCAGUGUUUUAUUUUGGAUGAUUUGUGCUUUUUUUCCAUAAAAUUUGUAAAAUAAAGAAAAAAAGCUGUAGUCAAGUUUUUCCUGGCAAAAAUUAUUUCACUGGAUUUUGGAUCAAGAAAAUCUGUUGCCGCAACACCAUUCUUCUAUUCUUGAUGAUAACCAUGAAUGUUGCAGGAAAAAUUUCCCAGUCACUUUCGAAUUUACCUCAAUUUGUAUCAACAACAGAACGAUUUCGGGCUCUUUCGAUUUAAAACUCCGCAGCAAAACCCCGAUAAUACGGAAAUUCAACACUGGAGAAGGGCUAUAAUUUUCUGUCUCUAGACGGUGGUUGGAACUGUAAUGAGAAAGAGCCCGAUGUUGUUAUUUGCAAAGAUAACCUUUAGUGCUGUUUAAACUUCAUAGUCACAUGCAAAGGCGAACUUAGAAUCAUUUAGCUAAACUUGGUGCAAGUAGGGCUUAAAUCAUCGGAAACAGGACUCGAAUUACAAAAACUGUAUGGCCAAUUAGACGGUGGAUAUCUGUGUGAUGAUCCGAACUCGCGAUGAACGCAAUGGUCAUUCCCUAGAAUUAUGAACCAAUUUGCUCUACCUUUGUGAUCAUCAUUAUUUUUGUUAAAGUAAAUAAUUUACGCUAUUUUGAAUGUAAAUGUCCAUUGUCUAUUAUUAAUCAAUCCAAUUUCUCAAUGUUUUAUAACGAAAUGUCAAUUGUCGAUUUAAAUUGCAGUAUACAAUAGAAAAUUUCUAAGAUAA
Symsagittifera roscoffensis is the source of this 4731-nucleotide messenger RNA. RefSeq lists its product as uncharacterized. NCBI's taxonomy places the organism in Eukaryota, Metazoa, Xenacoelomorpha, Acoela, Convolutidae. Gene Ontology annotation, cellular component: plasma membrane. Gene Ontology annotation, molecular function: signaling receptor activity; protein binding. The coding region runs from base 820 to 3375 and encodes 851 amino acids. The record is from RefSeq and is a predicted model, not a curated record. The transcript is spliced from 13 exons. Gene Ontology annotation, biological process: positive regulation of JNK cascade; positive regulation of canonical NF-kappaB signal transduction.